Molecule: messenger RNA, 3558 nt
Organism: Hyaloscypha bicolor E
Lineage: Eukaryota; Fungi; Ascomycota; Leotiomycetes; Helotiales; Hyaloscyphaceae
Exons: 2
Coding region: 1-3558 (1185 amino acids)
Source: RefSeq, a predicted model, not a curated record
AUGGGCCUCACCUCCAAAGCCAAGAAAGCACCAAAAGAUUUCCUGUCAUGGCUCGAAAGACGCGCAGACGCAAUAUGGAGCAACCUCCUCACGAACCAUCUCUGGCAGCGGAUGCUAAAGAACACCCUCGCAACCACAAUUGCCAUCAUAAUCGCCUUGCUCCCGGCCGUCGUCCGCGUGUAUGGAAAAGCCGCCUACCUAGCACCCAUCACCACCGUCUUCGGACAUCCCGGUCGACGAUUCGGGCAGAUGGCUGAAGCGCUAGUACUCGCUGUCUCUGGGUCAUUGGUUGGCAUAGGAUGGUCUUCGUUUGGGUUGUACCUCUCGAGCCUUGUGUACGGACAUAAUCCUCCCGCGGCGUACACUAUAAAAGGACUGUUCUUGGUGGUGGCAUUGAUGGUUCAUGGAUUUUUGAGAAGCCAUACACCGAGACUGUUUAUUUUUGUGCUGUUGUUGGUUAUUGUUGAUGUGGUAAGCUUGACGAGUACAGCGACUGCGGUCACGAAGUUGGGAGUUACGCAGCUGUUGUAUCCGAUUUUGACGGCGUCUGGGGUGCUGUUAUUGGUUAAUACGUUGGUUUUCCCGGAGUUUUCCAGUGGGUUUCUUGGUGUAACUACCAUUGAGACGCUUGGGGAGACGGUGGGUGCUUUGAGGGAUGCGGGGAAGUAUUUUAUCAGCAUUUCUGAGGGCAGUGAGAAGAAAGAAGACGACAAAGAAGACGAUACGUCUAGUGAAGCCCUCGCUCAUAACUCAGCCGAGGACGAGACGAGGGCAAUUGAGGCUCCGAAGCCAGAACCAGUCAAGCUCAAGUCUCUUACUGAUCAGAAGGCCAAAUUGCGCACGCAGCUUGCUAGCUGCAAGGCAGCACAGCAGGAGUGUAAUUUUGAGUUAGCUUGGGCAGUCUUGCCUCCUGGAGAUGUGAAGCCAAUCAGCGACACUUACAUGAAGAAGCUGGUAGCGAAUACUAUUGCGCUGAUUGGAGCAUGCGAGAGCAAAUAUGCACUCAUGGGCGAUGAAAGUGGUAAGAGAAACGAAGAGGCUAAAGAGGAGCCUGAACUGAAAAGUGCUGAAGCUGCAAAUAUCAUCCCUGGAGACGAGUCCUCAAGGCCUAGUACUGGUGUUGAUGGUUCGCAUGACGAGUCCACGAAUGAGAAGAAGAAUAAGAACAAGAGGAAGAAGAAGAAGAAGAAGAACAAAAGCAAGACGAGGUUGGAAAGAGAGAUUGAAGAUCUUGAACUUGUCAAGCCGAAGAAAGAGAUCCAAUCUGGCGAUGUGGAGCUACUGAGAUAUCUUGUAUCUCGCAUUUCAAAACCGCUGGCCGAUCUUCAGGAGAAGAUUGACAGAAGUGUGGAUGUCGUAACCUCAUGCUUAGCAUACUGCUACGAUGUACCAAAGCUACCCUCCGGGGCUCGAGCCCCAAGCGGCAUCGAGCUAGCUGAAAUCGACAUCCGGGUUGACAUCUUAACAACGGCUAUAGCAGAGUUUGACAAAGAUUCUGCAACAGCUCUAGAAGGCGCCGCCUCGUUACGCGAUCUCGACCAUCCACAAGUUGAUAUUAUGCCUCGCAUGGAAACAUUCCUGAUCUCAUCUUUCCUCUUAAAUCUCCGUCAAGCUGCUCUGCGUACUUUGGAAAUGCUCAACCAGUCUCGAAUAUUGGUUGAGAAACGUCAAGCGAGACACGAUCGACGACGACUUUAUGCGCCUCAAAUCAAUUGGCAGAAAUGGCUUGUUUCUGGUGGCGAAGAGGACGCUCUUGCUUUGCCUGAACAAGGCAGAAAGGAUGCACGAACCGGGAAGAGGGACAAUAAUCAGGAGGAUGGCGAUUCCAUCAACAGCAAGGAACGUCUUCUCAAGAAGAAAGAUGUUGAAUCUGCUCCUCCUACAGAAUCUCAGUCUCAAUCACCACCACCUAGAAGACGUACAGUUAAGGCGUUAUCAAAGAAGGCUGAGAAGGGCGGAUUGAUCCACCGCCUGCGAAAUGGCCUGGCAGACGCCAUCGAGUACUUGGUUGGAAGUGACGAUCUGCUAUAUGCUCUCAAGCUUACGAUAGCUGUCUUCCUUGUCACCUGGCCGGCAUUCUUGCAUCAAUGGAAUGAAUGGUAUUCUUUGAAUCGAGGACUGUGGGCUGCACUCCAGCUCGUGCUGAUCACUGAAGUUGCCAUCGGCACGUCAGUCAUGACCUUCACGCUACGAGCAGUUGGCACGACGAUAGGUUGUGUCUGGGGUUAUGCUGCCUAUCAAGCCCACAACGGGAAUCGGGUUGUCUGCGUGGUGAUUCUCGUCAUGGGGAUCAUUCCCUCAACCUACAUCCAGCUUGGAAGCAAAUAUAUCAAAGCCGGAAUGGUCUCCAUAAUUUCCAUGAGCAUCGUCGCCUUAGCAACAGUAGACAAGACCGUCCUAGGAACCGCAACCGAGAACUUCCUCAAACGACUCAUCGCCUUCCUCAUCGGUGGCGUCGUAGCACUCAUCGUCGAAGUCGCCUUUCUCCCCGUCCGAGCACGAGACCGCCUUGUCGAAUCCCUCGCCGCCUCCAUCCGCCAGAUCAACGAAAUGGAAGCCUGUCUCGCCUACGGCAUCGAAAUGCAAACAAACGUCGACGUCCACUCCACCGACGUCUACGCUCGCUUCGAACGCGCAAAAGGAAAAGCCCAAGGCGCGCUCACAGCAGCGGAAACCUUCCUCCCCUUCUGCGCCAACGAACCUCGUCUAAAAGGCUCAUUCAAAGGCCUGGCUCUCGUGUACGCGGAAAUACUUUAUGUGUUGUAUGCAGUGGUAGACAGGAUGGACAACAUGCUGCACCUGCGCCAAGAAUAUGGCUCCAGCGUCCUCGAGGAACUGAAUGAGAAAGUCUAUCCCUACCGCCGCAACGUCGCGGGCAGCAUAACGCUGAUCCUGUUCGCGGUCCACGAAGCGCUCACCACUAAACUCCCACUCCCGCAAUUCCUGCCUUCUGCUCGUCUCGCACAUCUCCGCAUGGUAAAUCGUGUAAGAGAAGUUGUGCUCGCAGGUGGUACUGAGAAAUUGGCGGAUAGUGAAAGGAGCGAGAUUGAAAUGAGCAUGGUGAAGCACGUUGUGCGGCAGAAAUUCUUGAGUUGGAAUGCGGCAAGCGCGGGGCAGAUUGAGGUUAUUGAGUAUCUUGAGGAGUUGAUUGAUCUUGUGAAGUUGCUGGUGGGUGCUAAUGAAUUUCGGAGUGGGAUGUUGACGAGGCCUACUUAUCAAGAAUAUGUCAACCGCAUCGAUCGUGGUGCUCGAGACGAUGAAAUGGGAAGAGAGGGAGGAGCGGAUGUUAUGGUGGGCGAUGAGCAGAAUGAGCAGAGGGAUACGGUUCCGGAUCCGCAAGUUAAGAAACGGAGGACGACGACGUUUUCGGGUGGGGAGAAGAAGCGAAGCGAGAAUGAAGAGUUUGAGAGGCAGAAGAAAGAGAGUGAAGAGGAGCUGCCGAGGUCGCUGCAAAGGGUCAGGUCGAGGCGGAUUGAGGAGAUGAGUUUGCAGACGAGUCGCAGUCAGGAGGAGGACAGGAAGAAGAGGGAGGGGAAACGUGGUGAUAAAGGAGUGUAA